AUGUCUACAAGAACAGGCCUCAACAAAAACAAUUCUGCCGUGAAGCGUAUCAUGCAGGAGGCUAGAGAACUUGCGAACGACCCAUGCACAGACUAUGCUGCAGCACCCUUAGAGGAUGACAUCUUUGAAUGGCAUUGUACCUUGCGAGGCCCAUCUGGGACCGAGUUUGAGGGUGGGCUCUAUCACUUCCGUAUACUCCUCCCUGCGGAGUAUCCUUUUCGACCACCGUCCAUCAUGAUGCUAACGCCUAAUGGGCGAUUUGAACUGAACACCAAGAUAUGCAUCAGUUUCACGAAUUAUCAUGAAGAACUCUGGCAGCCUGCUUGGGGUGUACGAACCGCUAUCAUUGGCCUGCAGGGUUUUUUCCCACUGAGGGGAACAGCGGCAGUCGGCGUCGGCGCACUUGAGUAUCCCACCCCAGAGCGGAAACGCCUCGCGGUCUUAUCGCGCGAUUGGGUUUGCCCGACGUGUCAGCGCACGAACCUAGGAUGUCUCCCUGAUCCACCGACCGCAGCCACCAGUCUCUCUAACCCCGAUACUCCCGUCGCAGCUGAUAUCUCCGUUUCCCAACCCAUUGCCUCUGUUCCAGCGCCUGUAAUCAGCGCCGACUCCAUUUCAUCGCCCCCAGCUAGCUCCCAGUUAUCGGCGGCCGACAUACCGUCAUCGUCCCCAGGCGCUCCUACCACACGCUCUAUUCCCGCUCACUCCAUUCCUCUAAUCGCUCCCAUACCCACACGGCCAAGUCCCCCAGCCCCCAUUCUGAUUGAUCGUAUACCUACACCACCCGUCGAGGAGGUGAGACCGUCGUCGGCUAAACCGGAGACUAGUCAUCCGGCGCCACAACCUCCAGCUGACUUGCCUGCUCUCGCUGCUGCGAUCACCCAGAGCUCCCGUCGGCCGCCAGUCGUUCUGGACACGGCUAUCUGUGUGUUGCUCGUGCUCGCGAUCGCAUUGCUAGCGAAGCGAGUAUUUUGA
Molecule: messenger RNA, 975 nt
Organism: Fibroporia radiculosa
Lineage: Eukaryota; Fungi; Basidiomycota; Agaricomycetes; Polyporales; Fibroporiaceae
Exons: 8
Coding region: 1-975 (324 amino acids)
Source: RefSeq, a predicted model, not a curated record